AUGCCAGCUAACGACGAACACACCACAGCUAAGGAGCAGUCUCGAUUGUCAUCGCGGUGUCGGCAUCAUCAGCAAUGCAAAGGAACCCCUCGCCGCUCCCUCGAGCGGUCUAACAGACGACCGAAGGAAGGCGAAGAAAUCCCCGCAACGAUAGCCGCCCCAGCUUCGCACAGAAGUGGUGGUGGUGGUGAUGGUACGAAUAGGACAGCGAGACAUGAAGAACCAACGGCGAGCGCACGAUCUGCAGGCACCGCUGCUUCUUUUAGUUCUUCGAAGGGUGGGCGGGGGCUGCCUUCGGCGUACUGUGGAAGCGGGGUUCCUUCGGGCAGAACAACGUCAAGAUCGCUCACAAGUAGCGCAGCGAUCAGCCUUACCGACUACGCCACAGACACUCCAAGGGAAACCGUUCGUACGACGACAACCAUGGCCAUGAGCACGGCGAGAGCAGAGGCUACGCUAGCCGUGCUGGAGGCGGAACGAGCACAGUUGGAACAUCGUCUGAAGAAGGUGGAGGACGAGCUGAGGCAGGAGCGAAUCUUGAGCAAGGAGAACAACAAAAAGCGUGGACACCGCCUUGCGGCACCGCCAAGAACGACCCGAUGA
Messenger RNA from Ectocarpus siliculosus, 603 nucleotides. Lineage: Eukaryota; Phaeophyceae; Ectocarpales; Ectocarpaceae. The record is from the annotation of a GenBank genome assembly.